Mytilus trossulus (common blue mussel) is the source of this 1613-nucleotide messenger RNA. Its product is annotated as ankyrin repeat domain-containing protein 39-like. Gene Ontology annotation, molecular function: protein binding. The transcript is spliced from 7 exons. The record is from RefSeq and is a predicted model, not a curated record. NCBI's taxonomy places the organism in Eukaryota, Metazoa, Mollusca, Bivalvia, Mytilida, Mytilidae. The coding region runs from base 199 to 615 and encodes 138 amino acids.
UUGGUAUGUUGUUUUUGAAAAUUGUCAUGACUUGUGUGAUACAGAUUGUAAACAUAUCUUAAUACAUGAAUUGAAAAAUGUCAUAAUGUGUUUAUUACAGAUACGUAUUUCUAGCCGAUUAUUGAGUACUUGAGAGACAUUACUUAAGAAUGAAAAAUAUGGAAGCAUCUAAAUUUUAAUUCUUUGGAGGUCCAAAAAAUGGAAGAUGAAAUGGUAAAUUGGAAUGAGAAACUUAUUACAGCUGCUCAGUAUGGAGCUAUACAAGAAGUGAAAUUGUGCAUUCAGAAUUUAACAGACAUUGACUAUGAAAAUUGUGUAAAUACAGCAUUACUGGAGGCUGCGAGCAAUGGACAUCUGGAGGUUAUAAAAUUGUUAUUUGUUAGUGGAUGUAAAAAAGAGACCACAGAGAUUGAUGGAAGAACAGCUCUGCAUCUGGCUGCUGGAUGUGGAUCUCUACGAUUAACAAGAUAUCUAGUUGAACAUAUUGGAAUCUGUCCACUGGUAACGACUAAUCAGGGUUACACUCCAUACGACUUAGCAGCAGCAGGACAAAGAUGGCAGUACAUAGAAGUUAUGGAAUACUUACACGUACAUAUCUUAAUCAGUUACAAAUAAUCAAUUACACUGAUAAAAAAUCUGGUACAUAAUAAUAUAAAUGCUGAGUAAAUAAUAAAACAACAUGCAUGCGCACUUUAACAGAAGAAUGCGAAUCCAUAUAAGGUACACUAGGAAAGCAAGCGGUUGUAAAUGUAUCCUCUUAAAAUCAAAUACUACUUUCUAUGAUUACACAUUGGUACUAAGAAUGGCAGUCUUUUUGUUUUGAGAAAUAAAUUUGUAAUGAUCUCAUUCAAUUGAUUGACAACAUGCCAAUUGAUUAAAUUACACCGACUACUAAUUGCGUGGUUAAAUGUGCGUUUGAACGCAAAAAAUGAAAUUGUUAAUUGAGGUAGGAAACGUAAAACUAUUUACAAGAAAGUACAGAUGAACAUGAUUAACAAAGGUUUUUAAUAACUUCUGUGGAUUCAUUAUGAUUUGUUGGAUACCAGUUUUCCAUGGUUUCUUCUGUAGAGUUGAACCACGAAUUCAAAUGUUUAACGAAUAACAUAUUUUUAAAAGGCUUUUUAUAAAGAGAUUGACAAAACCACGAAAUCAAGUAUCCACGAAUAUGCAAGUUUUUCAGCAAUCCACGAAAAUGAUACCCACGAAAAUAACUGAACCCACAGUAUAUGGGUAGUUUAAAAUACUGUUACUACAGAACUUUUGAAAUAAUUUUCUUAUUGCGAAAAAAGCAACGGCGAAAGUGUUGAAAGAAUAAAACGCACAUUGAAAUUUGGAAAAUAAAAGCACAAACGGUAAUCCAGCAUGUGUUUUCGUCAAUAGCAAUAAGUUGUAAUAAAUGUAUAUAUAAUUUGAACUGAUCUUGUGUACUUGAGUAUUUCAUAGGUUUUUUUUGCAGAAACAAUAAUUAAUAGACAAAAAAUAUCAAUAAAAAAAUGUGCUAAGUUUAUCAUGUUUAAGAUGUGGACAUUGUCAACAAAAUAUAUAUAGAAGUUACUAUUCUCAAUGACAAUUGAGCUAGGUCGGAUGGAAAACACUCUUAUGCAAGUGCACGU